UCUGAACCGCCUAAUUGUUUUUUUUCUGAAGGCCAGAGAGGUGUUUUUUUUUCUCUAUAGUUCAUCUGAAGGUGCAAUAAGAUGCAGGGGACUUUUUUUGUCUUUCUUCAAACUUUUUGUGCAGAGCGGCUUCAACUGUCGAGUAUGAAGGCAGUGUAAAGUUUGCGUCCUCCAGAUUUGACAGGAACUACCAAACAAAAGCAAACUUUGAGCAUUGCUGUCUCUUUACAGAGCCCUGCUGCGGUCCACCAUGCUGGCGGCGCUGACCCUGGCCUGCCUCGGCGUCCUGGCGAGUCCGUCGGACCUCUGCCCGCCCGCCUGCCGCUGCAUCCAGAACCUGACCACGGUGGCGUGCCGGGAGAAAGGCCUGGAGCGGAUCCCGGAGCUGCCGGCCGGCGCCGAGAGGCUGUACGUCCCCUACAACCAGAUCCAGGAGCUGCCAGCCAGCGGGCUGCAGGAGCUGCAGGUCCUGGACCUGACGCAGAACCGGCUGAACCUCUUCGUCUCUCUCAACCCGGUUUGGCCCGAAAUGCCCAGGCUGACCAAGCUCCUCCUACGAGACAACGGCCUGGAGAAGCUCCACCCCGCCCAGUUCCUGAGUUGCCCCGCUCUCGCCUUCCUGGACCUGAGUAGGAACCAGCUCGGGCGGCUGCCGCCCGGGUUCCUGCGGGGUUUGGCCCGCCUGAGGACCCUGUUUCUGACCUUCAACCGGAUCGAAGUGCUCCCGGCGGGGGCGCUGGCGGGAGCCCCCAGCCUCACCGAGCUCCACCUCAGCGCCAACAGCAUCGCGCUCAUAGAGGACGGGGUCUUCCGGGAUGCCGCCGGGCUCCAGAAACUGGUCCUGUCUCACAACAGGGUCGGACAUGUGGGAGAGGCCGCUCUCAGGGGAGCGUCCGGACUCAGACACCUGGACCUGAGCGGCAACCAGCUGCUCGAGGUUCCCGCCGACGCACUGAGAGAAGCGGGCCAGUUGGGGUUCCUGAGCCUGGCCAUGAACAGCCUGCCCGUCCUUCCCGAGGACGCCUUCUCCUCUCUGGGGACGCUGGGCCAGCUGGACCUGAGCAGCAACAACCUGAGCUCCCUGUCGGCCGGCUCGCUGGCGGGUCUGGCCAACCUGACCGACCUGGAUCUCAGCGUGAACCUCCUGGCCUCCCUUCCCUCUGGAGCCUUCAAAGACCUGGUCCGCCUCGAGUUCCUGGACCUGUACAAGAACAGGCUGCGGUCGCUUCCCGUGGACGUUUUCGACAACCUGACGAGUCUCCAGGAGCUUCAGCUGGACAACAACGAGCUCUCCGACCUGCCCGUGGGGGUUUUCGAUGCCCUGCACAGACUGAAGGAGCUCCAGAUCUCACACAACCGGAUCCGGACGCUCCACCCUGCUGUGUUCGCCAAACUCAGGUCACUGGAGAAGCUGAACCUGGAGCAGAAUGCUCUGGAAGACCUUCCCAAAGGGCUUUUUCACAAGCUGAGAGCCCUCAAGGAGCUGCACCUCCAGGAGAACCACCUGAAGUCCCUCCAUCCCUCCGUCUUCCACGGCUUACCGAGACUGGACACGUUGAGACUUUCCAGCAACAACCUGUCCGUUCUACACCGGGACCAGUUCAGGGACCUCUCUGGUUUGAAGGAGUUGAUGCUGGACGGGAACCAGAUCGUCUCACUACCCCCAAAUGCUCUGGCGGGCCUCGGGAAGCUGGCAACGCUGGAUCUGAGCAGCAAUCGUCUGUCAGAGCUGUUUGUUUCCAACUUUGAAAGCCUGACACACCUCAAAGAGCUCAGUCUGGGUUUCAAUCGGCUCCACAAAAUCGCCGUGGGCAGCUUCCGUUUCCUCCCGAACCUCCGCAGGCUUCUGCUGCACAACAACAGCCUGGACAGUUUACCCCGGCAGCCCUUCGUCGGGCUAGCGAAGCUGAAGGAGCUCAACCUGGACGGGAACCGGCUGGCCGGCCUGGAGCCGGACGUCUUCCGGGGACUGACCGAGCUCAAGAGGCUGAACCUGAGGGCCAACCGGCUGCGGGCGCUGCCGGCAGGGACCCUGGAGCCUUUGAGGAAGCUCAGCACGGUGUGCUUGUCGGGGAACUUCUGGGACUGUGGCCUGGACACGCGCUACGUCUGCAGCUGGGUCUCAGCCCACGGGAACAAACUGGGAGACCAGCCCGUCUGUUUCAGCUCCUCCCAGUCUGUUUCUGAGAACCGCCCCCCCACGGGGCUCGCAAGCUACUGCAGCUCGAGCGCUGCACGCCGAGCGUUCUCGCUUCCGUUGGCAACGCUGAGUCUGCUCGCCCUGCUUCUGGCGGGUGUUUGCCCACAAUGACUUCCUCAAAGGUGCGUGACCUCUUUGCUUUUUAAGCUUGCUUUUGGUUUCCGGGGGAACUUGUAUGAAUGUCAAACGACGCACUCAAUAUUUUCCCUGAAAAAUUAUGUAAAUACGCUGAAGUAUGAGCUAAAUUUUAGUGAAUUCAACCAAAGAUCGAGAGGAAAAACUCAGUUUUAACACGUUAUGUCAGAGUCGUUGAUUUUGACACCACACUAGCAAAGACUUUAACAUCCUGGUGCUUAAAAUGGAUGAUGUGAGCCAAUAAAAUCAGCCACACCUUCAUUUAUUCAUAGCUCUGAGCUGUUCAGGGCAAAAAUAUCUGUCCUGUGUGAGUUUGAAUGACUUCAAUAAGUCCACGAUUUCCAGUUUUUGGUCUGUACUGAGGAGCUGUAACGUACUGUGAAGUCUUUAGCCACCUCUAAGUUCUUCAAGACUAUUUGAGGCUCUUUCAGAGUCGUUUGAAAGACUUUCCCCGAUUUUUAGUUGAGUCUUUGAACCUUUUU
Menidia menidia (Atlantic silverside) is the source of this 2817-nucleotide messenger RNA. NCBI's taxonomy places the organism in Eukaryota, Metazoa, Chordata, Actinopteri, Atheriniformes, Atherinopsidae. The record is from the annotation of a GenBank genome assembly.